AUCCACCCAAAAUAAAUUAACCUCAUGUGCGACGUGCUACCCUAAUGUAUCAUCGUCCAUUUCCGAAUCCCUUCUUCGAAUGUUAAAGCCUCUGCUGCUCUGUAGCAAGAGUCAGAGACACGUGGUAGUGGAUGGAAGACUUGGAAGAACAAAGAAUGAGAGAAAGGAAUUGAAUCGAUCGAUCCGAAUUCUAAAGUAUCCACGAGCCGAGCGGCGAAACCUCUGCGAUAAUUUAUCAGCCAUUUCGCCCAAUUUGCUCCCACUCUGCAAUCUGAAUCUGCAUCCAUUAAACUAGAUAUUCGACAACAUUGCGCUGGGCUCGCUGAAGCUGUUUGGCUGAAGAAAAUUUCACUUUGAGUUUGGUGCGUUUGAUUGCAGCUAUGCUUAUCUGUGGUCCUGAAUUUUAGGUGAUGAUAGGCUCGACUACAUGAUAAAAGCUUACAAAAAGAAUGAUGAGCAAUAACAGCGAACAUGAGAAGAAGUCUUCACCUGGUAACUUGAAGAAACUGAAGGAGUUAUUGCAUAGAAGUGAUAAUCGGAUUUGUGCUGAUUGCAGUGCACUAGAUCCUAAGUGGGCGUCAGUUAAUAUCGGCGUAUUUAUAUGUGUAAAAUGUUGUGGUGUACAUAGAAGUCUUGGCACCCACAUCUCAAAGGUUUUAUCGGUGACACUGGAUGAAUGGUCAGAUGAGGAAAUUGUAUCUAUGAUAGAAGUUGGCGGGAACUCUUAUGCGAAUUCAAUAUAUGAAGCUUUCCUUCCUCUGGAUUUUACAAAACCUACAGCAAAUUCAAGCCAUGAGGAGAGAGCUAAGUUCAUCAGGUCCAAGUACGAGUUUCAAGAUUUCUUGAAACCAAGCCUGCGUAUUGUUUCUUCAAAGAGCUCUUCCUCUUCGAAGAACUCUUUCCGGUCAUCCGACUCCGUAAAGGAAAGCUAUAGUGGUUUGGAUUCCAACAGCUCGGCAGGUAUGGUAGAAUUCAUAGGAAUUCUGAAGGUCAAAGUGAUACGAGGCAGAAGUUUGGCUGUUAGGGAUAUGUUAAGUAGUGAUCCGUAUGUUGUUUUGACCCUUGGGAAGCAGAAAGCCAAAACCUCUGUUAUUAAGAGCAAUCUGAACCCAGUUUGGAACGAGGAGCUUAAACUUUCAGUUCCUCAACAUUAUGGCCCCCUGAAGCUGCAAGUAUUUGAUCAUGACUUACUCUCUGCUGAUGAUAUAAUGGGAGAGGCUGAGAUCGACUUGCAACCAAUGAUCACUUCAGCAAUGGCAUUUGGAGACCCUGACUCGCUCUCUGACAUGCAAAUCGGUAGGUGGCUGAAAUCACACGACAAUGCCCUAAUGCAGGACAGUAGUGUCAGGAUUGUCGAUGGAAAAGUGAAGCAGGAGAUGUCUCUCAAGCUCCAGCAUGUGGAAUCUGGGGAGAUUGAGCUGGAACUAGAGUGGAUCGCUCUGGUGAAUGAGUAGAUUUUGAUUCCCCAUCUAACUCAAAUGGAUCAUUCUGUUUUCCAAUGAAUUUGCUGCAUCUGAAAUCUCUAUACCAGGUAAUCCCAGACCUUUGAUUAAGGCUUUGUUUGGGACGACUUUUUUAAUGCUUCUUAAAUCAGCUUUUUAGUGUAAAUUUUUUAAUUUUUGUACUAAAAAGUUGCUUUAAAAAGUAGUAAAAAAGCUGCCCCAAAUGAAGCCUAAGCUGAAGAUUGCUUUUUCAGUUUUCUUGUUUUUUUUAUGUGCUGAUGAGUGUUACAUAAUUCAGUAAAUAUUUGGUUGAAAGGUAGACUGGUUAGUUUACAUUGUCUGGUUACAAUAUAUUUGGGAAUUCUACCAAUAAUCUUGUAUUGAAAAUAUUUUGGAGUACCGACCCUUAUUAGUCUGUA
Messenger RNA from Dendrobium catenatum, 1861 nucleotides. Its product is annotated as ADP-ribosylation factor GTPase-activating protein AGD12. NCBI's taxonomy places the organism in Eukaryota, Viridiplantae, Streptophyta, Magnoliopsida, Asparagales, Orchidaceae. The transcript has 9 exons. Bases 450 to 1454 code for a protein of 334 amino acids. The record is from RefSeq and is a predicted model, not a curated record. Gene Ontology annotation, molecular function: GTPase activator activity; phospholipid binding.